GGUUGUGCCGCCGUGGUCGCACCCAGUUUUUAGCACGUUAGCUCAAUCAGUUCUGGCAUGAGUCUGUCUCCUCCAGCUGGGAAUCACGCCCCCAGUGCCAGGGGCAGAUGUAGCCUCUAUCUUGCCAUCUGUCUCUGAUCUGCGUUUCGUCUUGCAGCGGACGGAAAGGUGGAGUUGAAACACUUUAUGGAAAGCGUCAUGGGCACCCGGCGGCCUUCCCAGUGUGAAAGGGAUACGGUAGAUCUCCAGAACCUGGACUCUAUCCUGGACAGCAUGGGGGUCCAUUUAACCAAUGAGGAACUGCAGGAGGUGCUGAAACGUGCUACUGUUGAUGCCAAUGGGAAGGUGAAUUUGGGCGAAUUUAUGAAGGGGGUGAAGACUAUCCAGAAAUUGCCCCCAGGUGAGGAGGACAAAGUGGAUGUGGGGAACCUGGACUCCAUGCUGGCCAACAUGGGGAUCCAUUUGACCCAGGAGGAGCUGCAGGAGGCGCUCAAGCACAGCCCUGUUGACAGCGAUGGCAGAGUCGGCCUGAGCGCGUUUAUGAAGAGCGUGAUGAGUAUGGCUGAGAGUAAGUGA
Trachemys scripta elegans is the source of this 576-nucleotide messenger RNA. Its product is annotated as calmodulin-like. Lineage: Eukaryota; Metazoa; Chordata; Testudines; Emydidae. Gene Ontology annotation, molecular function: calcium ion binding. The transcript has 5 exons. The record is from RefSeq and is a predicted model, not a curated record. The coding region runs from base 187 to 576 and encodes 129 amino acids.